AUGAAGCCAGAGAGAAGACGUGACAUUGUUGAGCGUCUUGGCUAUUGUACCAAUUAUUUGGCUCGAAGCCAUAAUAUAAGGUCGUGUACCUCGAUGGAGUCUUGCAUAAAAUGCAAGCAACUUCACCACACCAUGUUGCACCCAUCGAGGACACGCAGCCCAUCGCCCAACUUGUCCACCGUCAGCAGCCAACGCGGUCGUGAUGCCGAGACCCAGAUACAACCGCACCAACAACCACAUCAACAUCAUCAUCACCAUCGUCAACACCGACACCAUCAACCUCGCCAGCCACAUCAUCGUCGUCAUCAACGCCAACAGCCACAUCAUCGUUGUCAUCAACGUCAACAGCCACAUCAUCGUCGUCAUCAACGCCAACACCCUCAUCAACAACAACGUCAUCAAAUUCAACGUCAGCAAAAUCAACAACGCCAGCGUCAACAAUCACCAGCUCCAAUUGCUUCAUCUACCACUCCACCAAUGCCAGAUCAACGUAUAUUGGCUGAAGCUAUUAAAUCUCUGGCCAACGUAUUAUGUUACCAAAAUAAGCCAGAAUAG
Calliphora vicina (urban bluebottle blowfly) is the source of this 555-nucleotide messenger RNA. RefSeq names its product sex-determining region Y protein-like. The transcript has a single exon. The coding region runs from base 1 to 555 and encodes 184 amino acids. Lineage: Eukaryota; Metazoa; Arthropoda; Insecta; Diptera; Calliphoridae. The record is from RefSeq and is a predicted model, not a curated record.